Ceratitis capitata (Mediterranean fruit fly) is the source of this 1485-nucleotide messenger RNA. RefSeq lists its product as uncharacterized. NCBI's taxonomy places the organism in Eukaryota, Metazoa, Arthropoda, Insecta, Diptera, Tephritidae. The coding region runs from base 76 to 1422 and encodes 448 amino acids. The transcript has a single exon. The record is from RefSeq and is a predicted model, not a curated record.
GGCCGGAGGAAUCGCGAAAGUAUUCUUCUUCCGGUUGCCCGAGAGUGGCAUUUCGUACGCAUAAUUGCAAGGAGAAUGUUGGUCCUGCCGACUUUAUUAAUAAAAAGUAUCCUCCUGUCCCAGGUACUCGCAUUAAACCCAAAUGCGGUCACGAGCAACACUUCAGAGCCAGUGCUGGAUAUGCAUGUGAGAUUGUUCAACGAGCUGCUUUGUCGUCGUGAACCGCGAGAACCGGUUGCUAAGAGUGCUAUUGUGGCGUGGGCUCCUACUGCCAGUGGACACGUUGCUACACACAGCGAGUUGGAGAACAUCUUAUGGGCAGCUGUUGACAAUUACGAUUGGGGGAGCGCUUCUCAUCUGUUUAAAGAGCUCGCAACUAAGACACAAAACGCCACCGUGCAUUAUACGGCCUACAAAGUGUUGUGGCGUAAAUUAACAGCGAAUAAACUUCAAUAUGAUCCAACAAAUCUAUUGGAUUUUUAUGCGACGGUAAGAAAUGUGACAAACUUAGUAGCGACCAGUUCACAGCAACUAUUGGAACUUGAGCUGGAGAUACGCACAGAACUAGUGGCGCGUUGUGCACAACUACUCGAAGUGCCAUUGCAUCCGCCCAGUUUUGAGGGUUUAAGUGAUGUCUGCAAGAAUGAGUCUAAUUAUCAGCUCGUGCGACGCACACUCACGCAACUGGAGCGGCUGGAAGAAGAUAUUUUCGUGGAAGUUUUAAAUAUAACUUUCGACGCUGCUGCUUCGCUGGAGGAUAAAAAGAAUAUUACACAAGCGCUCAACUGCUUGGGUGUGAAUGCCAAUCAACAGCUAAUCGUACAUUUACUAUAUCUCGAACGAAACCCGGAUUUAUAUGCGCUACUCUACAACAAGAUCCAAAAACUUGUGAGCCUCUGUGACAUGACCCGUCUGAAACCGCAGCACCUAAUACGCAUCUUACCUUUCUUGCCCACCUCAAUGGAAGCUUUACACAAUGCCAGCGCAGUUUGUAUACGUAACGUUACCGGUCCGUUCGGCUACUUAAGUGAAUGCCCACAAACCUCUUUGAUGUGCACCUAUUCCGCUAACUAUAAGUACCGUUCGGUGUAUAGUGUCGAGCGUCUAUUGGGUAGCAAAUAUAUAUUGCGCAGCAUCUAUUGGCAGCGUUAUAUAAUGUCGGAGAAUCGAAAUAACGGUAGCUCUGUGCCAGCUUUCAUCAAAAACAUCUACAGCUCGGGCACGCCAAGUGUCUGGCAGGCCGUCUUUGUUGGUAACAAUGUCGCUUUGAUGGAUCCCACCAUGCGGCAGUACCUAUGCGGCGGCAAUCAAACUAUGUGGAGUAGUGCGGAGCAGCAUGUGUAUAGUCGGCGCGCUGAGGACUUUCUCUUGUAUCAGCAUGAGUGUCUGUGGUUGAUAGAGGACUGCAGUUCUUUUAUGUAGACCCACUUUGAAAAAAAAAAUAUGUUUCCUAAAUAAUAUAAAAUAAAGAUUGUAACUAAUUUU